This is a messenger RNA of Cylicostephanus goldi, 650 nucleotides long. The record is from the annotation of a GenBank genome assembly. Lineage: Eukaryota; Metazoa; Nematoda; Chromadorea; Rhabditida; Strongylidae.
AUGGUUAUGCUGGGUUUUUUGAUGAUGCUGAUCAUUGAGCAGGUUGCUUUGAGUUGCUGUAGUGCUCAAUUAAAUGCGAAAACAUCACCUGCUGGUGUCAAUGCUCCACCAUCACUGCGAUCGCUGCUAGAAGGAGAAGCGGAAGACGGUCAACCGCUUGUGGACACGACUCUCGAUGAUCACGACGAUGGAAUGCAGGACAUAGUGUUCAGAUCGGCAUCUCCUGUCGAACACUCUUCUCAUAGUCGGAUGCUUCACGCUUCACCUCCACAAGAGGGAAUAUCGGCACGGACGCUGUUCUUAUUAUUCGGUCUAUCCACUCAUUCCCUCUUCGAAGGAGUUGCAUUGGGAGUCCAGCAUGAAAAGCGCGAGUUCAUGAAUUUGGUAUUUGCUAUAAUGAUCCACGAGGUCCUUUGCUGCAUGGCUUAUGGUAUAGCAAUGGCUCAACAGUUUACUCCCCUACGCCCAGCAUUCUUCACGGCAGUGAUUCUGGCGAGUAGCAUACCAACUGGGAUGGUGGGAGCUACUUUGGUAAGUCUAACACAGCGACGAGUUGUACAUAAUGGUUAUUACCAUAUAUGCAUUUAUUCUUCGAAACUUUAUUGUGAAUGGUCCUUUAUUAUCCUGUUUCUUCCAUCAGGUCUUUGAAA